Molecule: messenger RNA, 3970 nt
Organism: Acanthaster planci (crown-of-thorns starfish)
Lineage: Eukaryota; Metazoa; Echinodermata; Asteroidea; Valvatida; Acanthasteridae
Biological process (GO): sterol biosynthetic process
Cellular component (GO): endoplasmic reticulum
Molecular function (GO): sterol 24-C-methyltransferase activity
Source: RefSeq, a predicted model, not a curated record
UAAGAUGCGUUCGAUUAGCUUACACGUCUACUCAGUGGAGCGAACGGUUCGUUUAGCCAUCACGUGAUCCUCGUGCCUGCCCUGGAGUCAGCCACUACUACCCCGGCUGGCGAUCGCCGGAAUCUUGUCGUUGUUCCUGUACGCCCAAUAAAAGAUAUACAGAAGCAACCGUUAGAAGAUCCUAUCGUAGUGAUAUGGAGUUGCGCUUCUUGUCUGCACCACACCCUUUCAAUAAAUAUAUCUUGUGUAGCACGUCCUGGCCACCGUAGAUUUCAAAGGCUGCCAGCCACGUAGAUCAAUAUUCACCCACUGAUUUCUAUUGUAUACAUGUAAUAGGUAUCAGUGGAUUAACCCCGCCACGCGAAAAUAUACCCUAAAUUUCCAUGGUUACGUAGUCGAGUCGAUGAAGGUUGUUCAACUUCCGGGUUAUCCUUGCUGCGUCAAGGUACUAGGUACACGUAGUGCACGUGUUGCCUACUUCGAGAACGAAGCACUCACUUGAAAUACAUAUGUACACAUGUAUGUACAUGUACAGUAAUUUACAUUGUACAUACAACUCACUAGGCUAGCCGGGGAGGUUGGUAAGUCCAAUGUGGGUCCCGGGGAUGGGAGCGGCUUCACGGAUACAUAAACGGGGAUACGAAGCGGGCCUUGUGAAGCAUGACUCCGCGGCUACAAGGUGAGCAAGGUGUUGCUUGACUGUUGAAACUACUAAAAGUAGGUAGCAUGUAGCUCAACUGAGCCAAUCGUUGAGAAGAGAAGUCACAAAGUGAGAGCCUCGGUGAUUCUGCAUAAUGGGACUGAAAAAUUCCAUUGCCAGGAACCUUCGAAACCCUUCUACAGGCUUUGUUGCUCGCAUGGUUAUAAAGAAGGUUUUUAAACAGCAGAAUGCGUACAUGGAGCGGAAUGCUGUGCGACUUUGCCGUCUUGAGCCACAUCAUCACGUUCUGGAGGUGGGCUUUGGACCAGGAGUUGGCCUAAAGGCAGCUGCUGAAGCUAUUGUCGAUGGUAAGGUCUACGGCAUCGACUACUCUGAGGAAAUGGUGAAGGAGGCUCAAGGCUACCUGGACUCUGAGAUUGCAAGCGGGAAAGUACAGGUUGACCUGGGCGAUGCUGCCAGCCUGCCAUAUCCGGACACCAGCAUGGACCGCAUUUUCCACUGCAACUGCUACUACUUUUGGCCAGACCAGGCCAAGGUCGCCAGAGAGCUGCAUUGCGUCCUGAAACCAGGGGGAUUCAUGGUGACUGUCUUGCCUCUGGAGCUUGUGAGAAGAUCUGCGGCACAAGGCUACCUCCCUGGGGCAAACUGGGAACCGGAGCCCUACAUGGAGGCCCUCCGAAGGGCUGAACUGUCCGACGUGACCAUGGAAGACAUGGUCUGUACUGAUGGUCAGACGGAGAAAACCUGUCAGGCAAUAUUUGCCUAUAAGAAAUAAGUUGGCCACACUUUCGGUUCCUGCACUCCCCCUCAUAAAAGCAUGUGGCUUGUGGCUGAAGGGUUUGUGAUUCACAAACAUGGGAUCAGGGGUUGGAAUCGAGCUGCUACAUGUAGUUGCAUUGUGACCUUAGGCAAGUCACGUAACUCCAACUUAACGCUCUCCACCCACGAGUAUUAAUGGGUACCUAUGAGGGCAGAGAAGGUUGUUGUGUUUGAUUAGCUGUUUGUGCCAGGAAUGGCAGCGUGAAUCUGUGUACUCCCUAGGGAGCUACAAUGGUUAUGGGAAUAUUUAUGGACCCAGUGAGCUAGGAUAAUUAAAAUGUAUAUGGCAUCUUAAUGGAAUCCCAGAUAAGUGCAUGUUGUUAUUAGUUGAGAAAACUGUUAUCAGCAUUAUAAAAAAUAACUUUACAAGCGUGGCACUUUCCUUGCCUUUCAUCGCGGAGUUUGUGGUCUGGGAUCAAAUCUCAUCCAGGUUGAGGUGGAUGGGGUCUUCAGUCCCUAUCUGACACCCUGUGGUUUUACCAAAAAACCCCUUGUGUUUCCCUCUGAACAACUACUUGACACUGUUUCCUCUUUACAGAGUUCUCCUGACUCACAAGAUACAAUGCCUAGAGUGCUUUUAAGGAAUCCUUGGUUUCACUGCCAAAAAUACAUGUGAGAAUAAUUACAGCCAAAAGAGAUUUAUGUAUUAUGCCUGAAGGUCUACACUGAAAGUGAAUAAAAUCUGUCUCUUAGAGUGCCAUAAAUAUAAGUGUAUUGAAUUUGCUGAAGUAUCAAUAAGAUUGUUGUUCCCUGCCCAUAGCAGUUGAGUGGGAAACUGAGGAAAUUUUCAACGUUUGACCUAUUUUCAUUUGUCAUGACAAAUCUGUGUCUAUACACAUGUACAUAUUUUUCAGUGACUACUAAGGAAUACUGUUAAAUGGCUGUUAAAUGACUGUGGAUAUGCUGUACGUAAUACAUGUACAACCAUUUACUGCAUCGAUAUGCUUCUGAGUUACGUAUGUAGCAGUAACAUUUCAUGCGUUUGUCAUGGUAGUAAAUUGGUGAUAACCAUGUUUCAUCCAUGAAAGCUUCACUACACAUUAAAUGGGUCGUCGAACAGACCUGUAGCCACAUCUGGGGUGUGUUUGCAUGGUUACUCCUGUUAACAUGAAUAGGAUGCCUGUGCAUUACACUGGGGUGCAGGAAUGUACUCCACCUCUAGCGAUAGUAUACUCUCGCUGACCCGCGGGUCGUACUCCAGCGUCCAAGUGCUCAGGGGUAUACUCGUGUUAACAUGAGUAGCUCGCUCCAACUCACCCCUGGUGUCAACAGAUGUGGAAUAAAUAUAAUACAGGGUAUGAGGUGGUGGGGGGGGACACUUCAACCACAAAGUUGCUCUGAACUACCGAACUUCCGAAGUUUUGAUGAUAGAGGGUGGAGCGGGUAUAAGACCCCCUCCCCUCCAUAUUUCGUCUCACCACCCUCCUCAUGGGAGCUCUGUGUCUGUCUGGAAGAGGCUACUUAUUUGUUUUCUGUCCCCAACUUACGCAUGAAAAUGCCAUUGGUCGCUGACUCCAUUGUCAUUUAAAUUAAUAAACAACAAAUCAUCAAAGACAAGGAAAUUUAAGACUGAUGUCCAUAUUUCUGGCCAAUGACAUGAAAUAGUAAUGCAGCUGUAUUGUUAAUUUCUUGAGUGGUAUUACACUUUUGCUCAAAUACAUGUAUAUAUGCAUUUUUAAAUUUGUAUUGUAUAGAAGGGUGCGAAAAUACUUUUAAAAUGGUAAGUUGAAUAUAAAGAUGUUUUUACAAGCAUGGAAGAAGCUCAUGAUGGAUUUUUUUUAUAAACCUUUCCAAUGUGUUGCAAAAGGCUGCUGUAGCAGACAUGAAUAAUGUAUUUUAUCCAUAAAAGAUAAAAUUAUUUAUACCCCGUGACAUUAAUUAAUUUUAUGCUGUGAGGGCAUGCGUUGAUUGUUACAUGUAUGUACUAGUGUAUCACUUCAGGAAUGUGUGCAUGCAUGCACAGUAGUCUGGUAUAGUGAUGGACAUUUUCUCUAGUGGUGUAUUAAGCUUCAGCUAAAAAUAGCCUGAAAUGGAAAUUUCCGGAACACGUGUGACACAGCCAUAUAAUGUCAUAUCGUGUGAUGCAGAUUAGAUGCAAGGGCAUUUACUGAAUUUUGUCCAAUCCUAGGAGAGUUUGAAGAGUCAACCAGUGAGAGGGAUUUUACUCAGUGUAUCCAGGCAUCAUGUGCAGGAAGUGGAGUUGGCACAUAACCUCACUUUGUCACAGCCUACUGAUAAAGCACUCACUAGUGUUCUGCUCUAAAGAUUUUCCUGCCACCACCCCACAACUCUACCCUCAGAGGUGUUUUGGGCAUAUGGUUGACAGGAGACACACAGCCAAUGCUCUGUCUUUUAACCAAACAUUGUUAAAUUGUGGUUUUUGCAAAGUUAAUUCAUUAUGUGUUUUUGGAAUUCAUAAUAAAUGAAUGCGUUGUGACUUGCAACAGUUGUAACAAGCAGGUAAAAUAGCACCGUGAGGUUUUCCUCGGG